Paraglomus occultum is the source of this 2298-nucleotide messenger RNA. The record is from the annotation of a GenBank genome assembly. Lineage: Eukaryota; Fungi; Glomeromycota; Glomeromycetes; Paraglomerales; Paraglomeraceae.
AUGAAUGUACAUCCUGAAUCGACAACACCAACUCCAAUCUCUACCGCACGACGUUCCUUCUCAAACGUUCUUGACAAGGCUUUCAUAAAAAGAUCGUCUACAAAAAGGAACAAACCAGAACAGAAAGUGGCUGAAAGAAUAUCAGCUAAAGAAAUAAUAGACAAUCCAACAACGAGAAAUACAACAGAAAAGACGACAAAGUUACAGUCGAAACCAUCAAUAAAAUCCAAACUAGGGAGAAAACCACGUUCAAAAUCCCAACCGGUGGCGCAAAAACCUGUUCUUUCACUAAGAACUUCACUUUCAUCAAUAAAACUCUCGUCGUCGUCAGCAAAUUCAAUAAUACCCUCCAAAUCUUCAUCAUCCCCUCCUCAAUCACCCCCACCAUCUUCGCCAUCCUCUCCCACUGCAUCGACCACAACAUCACCCACGACUUCAUUUUUUCCAUUUUUUUCAUCGCGUCCUUCUUCUCCUUCAUCUAAACGUCCGACGUCUAUCGCUUCCGAGACAACAGAAGAUUUACAGCGACCACAAUCAACCCCUCCAAUAUUAAACCGAUCUCCAUCAACACCGGCUUUACGCUCUCCCGUAAGAGUGACGUUCGGAUUCGGUCGAAGGGAACUGCCAACUAUACACGACACCAUGAAUAGCUCGUCAGAUCAUUCUCCACCCAUGUUACCAGUCAUUGCGUUUUCCUCUCUCGGGUCCGAAUGGAACGCUGAUGAUAUGAUGGACAAGAAAAGUAGCGAGACGAAACAAGGUGUCGAAGAGGAACCAAUAGGAGAAGAGAAAGCAUUGCGAGAACAAAAAGAAGAGUUGCAGAGUAACCCAGAAGGGGAAUCACUAAUAGUGAGCGUGGAAGCUGUAACGGUCGGAGACGAAAGCAAAAACGAGGAUCAUAUAAUAUCACCGUCUUCAUCCACGACUGUAAGCAAACAUCUCUCAUCCACAUCCACUUCUUCGUCCGUGUAUUCGCUUUCAUCGGCAACAUCAUCACCAUCAACCCCAGAACCUCACGAGCAACUUGACAUAACUGCCUUUUUAGCCGCACCUCGUUUGACUCAGCGCGUGCGACUAAAAUCUGGACGUGUCGUUUCGUUUUCGGAAGUAGGCGACCGUGACGGUUUCCCGGUUUUCGUAUUCCUUGGAAUGGGAUGCGUUAGAUAUUUUAUCGCCUUCUUCGACGACUUGGCGAGUAGUUAUGGAUUGAGGUUGAUAUGUCCGGAUCGUCCUGGAGUUGGAUUAUCGGAUGAUGUCAGUGCUGAAGAUCAACAGAUCUUAAAGUGGCCUGAUGUAAUCGACGAACUCUGUGACAUAAUAGGCAUUAAGAAAUUCUUUAUAAUGGCCCACUCGGCUGGGGCACCAUACGCUCUUGCCUGUGCGUUGAAGUUACCGCACCGUCUGCAAGGGACAAUCUAUCUUGUUUGUCCAUGGGUUUCCACUACUGUCGCAAAUAACUUUAAAUGGUUAAGAUUCGUACCCACGUCUAUAAUGAAGCUCACGAAUACGGCCGGAAUCUCAUUACAGCAACUACUAUAUGGGCGAAGUCCGUAUGCCAUGAAGCCAUCGCAUAGAAAUUCAGGCGCUCUCGCGACACCAAUGACGAGUUUGGAGAAAAAGCAGCGUUUGGGUCUUGCUAUACUCAAAGCCUCAUUCGCAGAGAACUUGUCAGGCGCCAACAAUGAUCUAGUGAUGUGUUUCGAAAGGAAAUAUCCGUUUGGUUUUUCAUACACGGAUGUAAACCAUCCCGUGCAUGUGUUUCAUGGAACAAAAGAUGAGCGAAUUCCAGUAUCUGCCGUCAAAUGGAUGGAGGAGAAUAUGCCGGAUUGUAGACUAACAUUGAUUGAGGGUGGAAAGCAUUCACUGCUGUUGAGAGCAGAAGUAGUGGAUUCCAUAUUCAAAAGCAUUGCUGUUCAGUUGCAUGUUAAGGAUGAAUGUAGACUUUGCAAGAUUUCGUCGAAAUGUUGGUUGAUGGACGAGACGGAAUUGGAGAGGACGGAACUGUUGGUGACGCGAGAACUUAUCGGGGAUCUUGGCGAUAAGGAUGUGGAUGAUUGUGAAGAUGAUGUUGUGAAUGUAAACAAUGACGAGCAAAGUAACAGUGAGGCUAUAUUAGUCGCUCCAGAUUAUAGUCUCCCUUCCCGCUUUCGUCAUAAAGAUAAACGUCAAGCAGUCUAUAUACCAGACACAUCUCAGAAGUUGUCAGAAUCAAAGCCUGAAACGGAAAUCUUUCUCUCACCUGAUAACGAAGUUCCAAAGGCAGCGGAAAAGUUGGUUUCUGUGUAUAGUUAUUUCUAA